CAGGUUUUGUUCUGUUCACGCUCAGGGAGCAGUUCCAGCGUCUGGGAUGCCGCUGUCAGGAAGCGUGGUCUGCAAAAACCACCGCGUCGGACGGGAGCUGCAGGAUGGAUUUUGAUAAACUGUCAUGAAUGGGCCUUUCCCUCCCGCACAAUGUCUAACCCCAACACCAGCAUCAACUCCACGGAACCGACCUCCAUCGCAACCAAUGACACUUGUGCCACACAACCGGGAGCAGUUCACAUUCCGAUUAUAUUCAUGACUAUCGGGGUCCUGUCGAAUUGCGUCGCCCUCGGGAUUCUUGUGAAAACCUACAAAAGGUUCAGGCAGAAAUGGAGAGCGUCCUUCCUGCUGUUCGCCAGUGGACUGGUUUUCACAGACUGCUUGGGGCAUGUCAUCACCGGGGCAAUAACAAUCAGGGUGUACGCACUGGAGAAAGACUGGGCAAGGAUUGACUCCUCAGGGCACCUCUGCCCAUUUUUAGGGACCAGCAUGGUUUUCUUCGGCCUCUCAGCUUUGUUCCUUGGCAGUGUCAUGGCAAUCGAGCGGUGCCUGGGCAUCACCCAGCCUCUUUUGCAUUCUGCCAAGAUGACCGCCCAGUGCGCCAAAUUUAUCUUGAGCGGCACUUGGCUGUUUGCCCUGUGCAUCGCUUUGCUGCCCAACCUAGGCCUUGGAAAAUAUACAGUUCAGUGCACUCAGUCGUGGUGCUUUCUAAAAACAAGCAACAUUACAUUUGUGACAGAGAGAGGAAUUCUGCUGCUAUUCUCCUCCUUGGGAUUGACUGCCCUUGGCAUUUCCUUACUGUGCAAUAUGAUUAGUGGCGUGGCUCUGUUAAGAGCUCGAGUGAGGAGCAAACCCCACAGGCAAGGAAAAUCUCACCAUGUAGAAAUGUUGGUCCAGCUAAUGACCAUAAUGUGCGUCUCCUGUAUUUGUUGGGGUCCAUUUCUGGUAAUCGUGGCAAGGAUAGGCAGCUUAAAUGCGGGCCGACCAGUGAUCACUUCACUUCUGUUCAGCGUUCGACUGGCAACCUGGAAUCAGAUCUUAGAUCCCUGGGUUUAUAUCCUGCUUCGCAAAUCGGUUUUGAGGAGGAUUUGGAAACUUACUCACCUUUGCAUGGGAAAGCCAGACAUCCGGCUCCACAGUUGGAACUGUAGCUCACUCCAAAGCACAAUUAAGACAGCUGCCAUGGAAAGAUCGAUAUCUACUGCUAAAAGACAGUCACAGAUUGCCAGAAUAAAUGAAAGCCAGUGAUAGUUUAUUGGUUUUAUGCAUGUGCUAUACCAGGAUUGUCUAAGCUAUAACUGGUAGGCUGCAUGGGACCUACAAACUCAACCGUUAAGACAGCUGGGCCCCAUUUGCGCUUAUACGUUUUACUUGCUGUGUUGCCCUACUUGAAAUUUGUGGGCCUGGAAGUUUGGGAAAGGCUGAUUAGUAUAAACUGCAAAUCAGAACAGCAAAAUCUGUUAGUAAAGGCCACUUAAGAUGCAUUCAAAUCAGCAGAAACAUUGAUUCACAUUUUAUAAGUGGCCCAUGGAGUUAUGAGAUGUGUACCUAGAGGUUCAUGAAGAUAACAAUGUUGGACACCCCUGUGAUUUUUAAUUAUGUUGUGUAUUUGCACAGUUGGAAAUAAUACAUUGCAAGUUUUCAUAUUGGCAGCUUGAGACAAUAUAUAUGGGCUGUCUUUGCCAAUUGUUCUCCAUAAACUCUAUAAGCACUUUUGUAUUGGUACUAGGGUUCUGGGAGAGAAAUCUUCAAACAGAAAUCUCUGGACAUCAUUGCUGGUUUCUGUUGAAAAGUAAUGGCACAGGGAGCUAGCAUUGGGCUCGAUGGGCUGAAUGACCUCCUUCUGUGCUAUGACCAUUCAAUAUUCUGUGCUUUGUCACAUUCAUACAACUUUCUGACAUACUCCAUAACUAAUGGAAUAGUUUUGAAACUAUAUAGAUAGACACAUCAGCCAAUCACCCACAGAAAGGUCCCAUUGGUGGCAAUUCAAUGAAUAACCAAUUAAUCUGUUUUGGUGCUGUUGGUUAAGGGAAGGACAUUGAUCAUGACAUUGGAAGAACUCGCCUGCUUUUCUUCAAACAGUGCCAUGGGAUCUAUUACAUCCAUCUGAACGGAUGGAUGCAGCUUCAGUUUAAUGUGCAAAACCUAUUCCCCUGUCAAUGCAGCAUUCCACAGGUAUUGCACAACAGCUUUAUCUGCUCAUGUCCUGGAGUGGGGCAUGAACCCAAAACAAGCAAACAUUGCUAGAUAGCAAAGGCCCACCCAGUUCGCCUUCUACCAUCUAGUAGUCGCAUAACGCUGGAGAUGUUCUCUAAACAAUCUCUAGCAAUGAGUCUACAACAGACCUGGGCAUGAGGUGAGAAAACCCCUUGAUGAUGAAGAGCUUUGAGAGCCAUAGGUCCAAAGUCGCCUUGUCUUCCCAAGCAUGCUACAUGCACCUCAGAUUGUGCGUGUCUUAGAUUGCUCAUAACCUCUUCACUCAGAGGUGAGAGCUCUCCCUUUGCCUACUGCUGACUGUAGGACAAAGCCUGGGCUUACUGUGCCUCCAUGUUAGCAUCCAAGUCAGGCACACAGACAAGCCUCCUUAAUAUUAUAUAGCACUAAACAGCCACCGAUGUUGGUGGUUGACAUCACGUGGUACACCCAGGUGGUGUUUGGUUGCAAUGGUUGCCAAGCAGUCAUCGAGGAUCAACACCCUGAGGGCUGCACAGGUUUGGAAGCCACAAAGCUGCCAAAGGCCAGGGUUCAUAACCUAACAAAGAAAUCAGUGCUUCCUGAGAAGACUAUUGGGCAGAGAGGAAACAAGAGGGAGAAAGAGCAAAAAAAAAAUCCUGUAGUUUAAACAGUUGUGAAGAAUGAAGGAAAGUCAACCAGCUGAGGAGCUUUAAGGAGGAGUCUUCGUGUCCGUAAGAAAAUCACUGUCAAUUUACCCACAGGUUUCUGAUACGUCUGGGACCUUGGGAUAAAUAUUUCCCAGGACAGCAGGAAGAACCCCGAUGCUCCCCUUCAAAAUAGUGUUGUGAGGUAUUUUACACCCACCUGAGAGGGCAGACUGGGCCUAGGUUUAAAUUCUCAUCCAAAAGACAGCACCUCCAACAGUGCAGCGCUCCCACAGUGUUGCAAUGGAGUGUCAGCUUAGAUUUUGUACUCAACUCUCUGGAGUGGGACAGAAACCAGAACCUUCUGACCCAGAAGCCAGUACUACAGGCUGACCCAGAUUGAAAGCCAUGCGCAGUCUGAGCAGGCGGUCAAUUUGCUACGGGCACGCUUCACUCUCCUAGAGCCAACCGAUUUCCCCUCCAAUGCUUCUAUAUUGUGGGGAGGUGAUGGCGUAGUGGUACUGUUGCUGAACUAGUAAUCCAGAGGACCUCCCCCCCGGCUCUGCCCCCCACAAAAAUAGUGUUCUGGGGACCUGGGUUCAAGCCCCACCAUGGCACAAAGUGGAAUUUGAAUUCAGUAAAAUUCUGGAAAUUAAAAUUUAAAAAUGACUAUGAAACCAUUUUCGAUUGAUGUAAAAACCCACCUGGUUCACUAAUGUCCUUUAGGGAGGGACAUUUGCUGCUCUUGCAUAUGACUCCCGAUCCACAGCAAUGUGGUUGACUUUUUAAAAAAAUGCCCUCUGAACAAGGGCAACUAGGGAUGGGCAAUAAAUGAUAGCCUAGCCAGUGACGCCCACAUCCCAUGAAUGAAUAAAAAAAAAGUAUAGAGGGCUAAUGCGAAUUCAUUUUUUAAUAUUAAAUUUGUUGAUAUCGUAAAUGUUUCAAAUAUAUUUCUGUUCAUAUUGCCCCCUGCCCCUCGAGAAUGUUGCACACAAUGAAAAUGUAUUUCCAAAUUGUCUGGAAAGCAUCAACAGAUUGUCUACUCCUGUCUUUAUAGCCUUGCAUACCUGUCUAUCAUUUCUUCACCUGAGUGCAAUAUGUACUGACAGAAAGAUUACAUGAAUGAGAUGGU
Messenger RNA from Carcharodon carcharias (great white shark), 3951 nucleotides. RefSeq names its product prostaglandin F2-alpha receptor-like. The record is from RefSeq and is a predicted model, not a curated record. Gene Ontology annotation, cellular component: plasma membrane. Lineage: Eukaryota; Metazoa; Chordata; Chondrichthyes; Lamniformes; Lamnidae. The coding region runs from base 151 to 1248 and encodes 365 amino acids. The transcript is spliced from 3 exons. Gene Ontology annotation, biological process: inflammatory response; adenylate cyclase-activating G protein-coupled receptor signaling pathway; positive regulation of cytosolic calcium ion concentration. Gene Ontology annotation, molecular function: thromboxane receptor activity; prostaglandin F receptor activity.